Mytilus californianus (California mussel) is the source of this 2083-nucleotide messenger RNA. Its product is annotated as threonine synthase-like 2. Bases 541 to 1947 code for a protein of 468 amino acids. Gene Ontology annotation, biological process: dephosphorylation; 2-oxobutyrate biosynthetic process. The transcript has 12 exons. Lineage: Eukaryota; Metazoa; Mollusca; Bivalvia; Mytilida; Mytilidae. Gene Ontology annotation, molecular function: pyridoxal phosphate binding. The record is from RefSeq and is a predicted model, not a curated record.
UGAUAACAGCAUUUUGACAAGCAUAUAGAACGUGUGAAGGCUAAUGUGAUAAAAUAUAGUUAAACCGUCUGACAGGUGUUGUUAAAAACCGGACUUUGCUUCACAACCGAACGACUUUGUUGAUAAUACACUACAAAUAAACACCGUUGAAUGACUAAAAUAAGUUUGGAGUUAUUAUCCAGGACGUCAUACACUUCAUGAAGUUUCGAAUUGGGAAAACUUGUGUACAGGAUAGAAGAGUCAAAUAUUUUAAUACUACUGCAAGAUGAAAGAGUCUUAGAUUGUACCGCGCCUUGCUGAAUUCCACCGCUGCCACCAAAAAUAAUGUCACGUACCGGGGGUACGGGGUAGGUUCGUACCAGAGUUGAAAUCGAAUGAAUAAGUGGUCACCCUAAGAUUAACGACGAACACCAAGGGCUUAAGGGCUUGUGGUCCUUAAUAAAAGUAGCAAGGUUAAAGCGGUGAACAAUGGAUGCCAAAGAAGAUGCCUUAUUCCUCUACUUUUAAUAAAGAUCCAAUAUUAAUAGCGAAAGUCUGAGAAUGAAGUAUAAAAGUACCAGAGGAGGUGUUUCUGGAUUAGGUUUCCAAGAUGCUCUAUAUACAGGUUAUGCAGCUGAUGGGGGAAUAUUGGUUCCUGAAAGUAUACCCGUUUUAAAUAUGGAAACGCUCAAAUCAUGGGCUUCAUUGUCAUACAUUGAUUUAGCGAAGAAAAUAGUGCCUUUAUUUGUUGACGAAGAUGAAAUACCAGCUUCAGAUUUAAAUGGUCUUUUAGAAAAAGCAUUUGCAAAGUUUACUCACCAAGAGAUAGCCCCAAUACAGCGGCUUAAAAAUGGUUUGAAUAUAAUGGAACUGUUUCAUGGUACAACUUGGGCGUUUAAAGACUUAGCUCUCUCAUGCGUAGGACAGUUUUUGGAAUAUUUUCUGUCGAAACAGAAGAAGCACUUGACAAUUGUUGUUGGAACCUCCGGUGACACCGGUAGUGCAGCAAUAGAAGCCGUUAAAGGGUUCGAAUACGUUGACAUCAUUGUACUUCUACCAAAAGGUCGAUGUUCCAAAGUCCAGGAACAACAAAUGAUAACAGCUGUUGAGAAAAAUGUACAUGUAUAUAGAGUGGAAGGCACAUCAGAUGAUCUUGAUAUUCCAAUCAAAGAAGUUUUUAAAGACGUUACUUUUACUAAAAAGCACAACCUGUCGUCUAUCAAUUCAAUAAAUUGGUCUAGAAUAAUGGUGCAAAUAGUUCAUUAUAUUUAUGCUUAUUUACAGAUGUGUCCACGUUGUGACGGAGAGGUUGAAAUAAUAAUUCCAACUGGAGCAUGUGGAAAUGUGACAUCUGGGUUUAUAGCUAAACUAAUGGGUGUUCCAAUCAAAUUUGUCUGUGCUGUUACACAGAAUGACAUUGUUGCCCGGGCGAUAACUAUAGGUGAUUAUUCAAUGUCAGAUAGUGUUAUUCCUACACUAGCUCCAGCUAUGGAUAUACAGAUUCCAUAUAAUAUGGAAAGGUUGUGGUACCUGAUAACACAAGACAGUGAACUGAUUUGUAAAUUAAUGACCGAGUUUGAAUCCAAUGGCAAAGUCAAUAUCCCGACUUUCUUGAAAAAUCAGAUUGAAGAAAUAAUCGUAGCCACAUAUGUAGCUGACAAUGAAGACAUUAAGACAACAAUGAGAAGGACAUGGGAAGAGAAUCAUUACCAAAUAUGUCCACAUACAGCCAUCGGUGUGGCUUAUUAUUAUAGCACAUUUAAACCAGACCAUCAAAGAACAACUGUGGUAAUUGCAACGGCUUCUGUGAAGAAGUUCGAAGAGGCUGUCGUUGCUGCAGGUUUAACGCCACAAAAAUACGAAGAAGUCGAAGUUUUAUUCAGUAAACCUGUCAAGUACACAGACAUGAACAAAGGAGAGAAUUGGGAACUUAUCCUAAGACACAAAAUUGAAGAUAUUGAUAAAUGAUUGUAAAUUUAUAGUCAAUGCAUGAAGACGUUACCAAUGUUGUUCAACGUUGUCAAGACAAGGUUUCCUAAAAUGCAGGAUGCAAUAUCAAAUGUAUUCAUUCAGAUUAGAUAACAAGUAAAUAUUUAGUGAAGCA